CAAAUAACAGUUAACAUUGGCAAAAUGAAAUUCUUGGUUGUUUGCUUGUUCGCCUUGUUGGCCCUCGGUAUGGCCAAAGAAGACAAGAGAGAUAAACGUUCCUUUGCCGGUUACGGUGGAUUCGGUGGAUAUGGUGCCACAUCAUACGGUGCUCCAGCCAUCAGUAGCUAUGCUGCCGCUCCAGUCGCUGUCGCUCAAACCGUCGGAAUCAACCAACACACCCACACUCACACAGUCCAAAAAGUUAGUGUUCCAGUCCCAUACCCAGUUGACCGCACUGUCGUCCAAACUGUCCCAAUCGACCGUCCAGUUCCACAACCUUACCCAGUUCACGUUGUGAAACACGUCCCACAACCAUACACAGUUGACCGUCCAGUACCACAACCAUACCCAGUUCAUGUCCCAGUUCCAGUUGCCAAGCCAUACGCUGUUCCAGUUGACCGUGUCCAAACUAUUAUACAAAAGGUCGCUGUACCACACCCAGUUGCUGUUGAUCGUCCAGUACCAGUUCCAUACCCAGUUGCUGCCGCUCCAGCCAUCGGCACCUACUCUGGCUGGAACAGAUGGUAAAUUGGAAAUUGAC
This is a messenger RNA of Sitodiplosis mosellana (orange wheat blossom midge), 583 nucleotides long. Its product is annotated as E3 ubiquitin-protein ligase RNF12-B-like. The record is from RefSeq and is a predicted model, not a curated record. NCBI's taxonomy places the organism in Eukaryota, Metazoa, Arthropoda, Insecta, Diptera, Cecidomyiidae. The coding region runs from base 25 to 570 and encodes 181 amino acids. The transcript has 6 exons.